Messenger RNA from Syngnathoides biaculeatus (alligator pipefish), 918 nucleotides. It is a transcript of the gene csrp3, whose product is annotated as cysteine and glycine-rich protein 3 (cardiac LIM protein). Gene Ontology annotation, cellular component: Z disc; cytoplasm; nucleus. Gene Ontology annotation, molecular function: structural constituent of muscle; actinin binding. The record is from RefSeq and is a predicted model, not a curated record. Gene Ontology annotation, biological process: sarcomere organization; cardiac muscle contraction; muscle tissue development. NCBI's taxonomy places the organism in Eukaryota, Metazoa, Chordata, Actinopteri, Syngnathiformes, Syngnathidae. The transcript has 5 exons. Bases 192 to 821 code for a protein of 209 amino acids.
CAUUUGGGAGGAGAACAUAAGCAAAGCCUCUUUGUCAGCCACAGACCAAAAUCUCGUUGGAAGUCUGCCCAGAAAAGCGGACGGACUUUUUCCAAAUGCUUUUGCCCGUGCAGUGUAUGCAAGUCCCGUUUGGACUACGACCACAUCCACACAAACAAUCCAAAACAUUCAAAUGACAUUUCUCAAGUUUCAUGAAUGUGUUUUUGACCAAGAUGCCAAACUGGGGAGGCGGUGCAAAGUGUGCAGCCUGUGACAAGACUGUCUACCAUGCAGAAGAGAUCCAAUGUAAUGGGAGAAGCUUUCAUAAAACCUGCUUCAUGUGCAUGAGCUGCAGAAAAGGGCUAGACAGCACCACGGUAGCCGCGCACGAGUCUGAGAUCUACUGCAAAUCUUGCUACGGGAAAAAAUAUGGCCCAAAAGGUUACGGAUACGGGCAAGGGGCUGGCGCUCUGAGCUCUGAUCCUGUUGGAGAGCAUGUCAACCUGCACCCUGAUGACUCUAAACCACGUCAAUCCUCCACAAAUUCCACUCCCAACAAGUUUUCCCAGAAGUUCGGGAGCUCCGACCGCUGCCCUCGUUGCUCCAAAGCAGUCUACGCAGCAGAGAAAGUGAUGGGAGCCGGAAAGCCUUGGCAUAAAACCUGCUUCCGCUGCGCUAUGUGUGGUAAAAGUCUGGAGUCGACCACAGUGACUGACAAGGAUGGAGAGAUCUACUGUAAAGGUAAAAGUUUGCUACGCGAAAAACUUUGGACCAAAAGGAUUUGGACUGGGGAAUGCCGCCAUGUUGGAGUAACGGGAGUGAACAAUACUCGGAAGUCUUGAAGAAUUAAGUCGCCUUAAACUUCACCAGAACAAUCAUCCAUGGAGUCACUUAUUUUGCCCUGGUUUAUGUGUGUAGUAAACCAUAUUUGUACCAAAA